AUGAGUCUUUGGGAACCACGCGUUCCCACCCGCCUUCACGGCGGCCAAGGUCUGCUACACCAAAUCUCCCUACGGUGGAUCUAUCUCUCCUCUUCUGUGUUUUUGAUGACGGAGCAGUUCCUCCCGACCAUGCUGCUCCUCCUCCUCCUCGCCGCCGGGAUUGAGGCUCACCCGGCGGGGCUCCGAAUCCAACAAGGGCUACUAGCCAGCCAGGAUGAGUCUUUCUGGGUAUCUGCCUUCAAGAAGUAUGGUCUGCAACUGCUGCAGUUCUGUCUCAACAGUUAA
Molecule: messenger RNA, 285 nt
Organism: Dibothriocephalus latus
Lineage: Eukaryota; Metazoa; Platyhelminthes; Cestoda; Diphyllobothriidea; Diphyllobothriidae
Source: the annotation of a GenBank genome assembly